GGAGUCGCCGCGUCCUCGUCCGCUUGUCUGCGCUAUGUCGGGUGGCCUCCUGAAGGCGCUGCGCAGCGACUCCUACGUGGAGCUGAGCCAGUACCGGGACCAGCACUUCCGGGUGAGGGAGGCCGGGCCGCGAGAGGGGAAGGCCCUGGGCCAGAACGCUGAGAAACGGUUUGCUCUUGUCUCAUUGUAUGCCGAAAAUGCCAUGCGGUACAUAAAUGGAACACGUCUGGAUGACCGAAUCAUUCGCACAGACUGGGACGCAGGCUUUAAGGAGGGCAGGCAGUACGGCCGUGGGCGAUCUGGGGGCCAGGUUCGGGAUGAGUAUCGGCAGGACUACGACGCUGGAAGAGGAGGCUAUGGAAAACUGGCCCAGAACCAGUGAGUGAUGAGAACUCUGUCAGUGACUAGCACUCGUUUGGCCUGUUGAAUUGAUUGAAAAACAUCACCAAAAGUCUGCAAACGAGCCCAUUUUUACCAAGCUUUGAUCAGUGUCUUUACUGAACUGGAAGCCUCUGAAAGUUAUUAAAGGACAGAACCCAAAA
Mandrillus leucophaeus (drill) is the source of this 542-nucleotide messenger RNA. RefSeq names its product nuclear cap binding protein subunit 2, 20kDa (gene NCBP2). Gene Ontology annotation, cellular component: nuclear cap binding complex. The transcript is spliced from 3 exons. Bases 35 to 382 code for a protein of 115 amino acids. The record is from RefSeq and is a predicted model, not a curated record. Gene Ontology annotation, molecular function: RNA cap binding. Gene Ontology annotation, biological process: mRNA cis splicing, via spliceosome. NCBI's taxonomy places the organism in Eukaryota, Metazoa, Chordata, Mammalia, Primates, Cercopithecidae.